CGAGAUGGAGCCUCCCCGGCGGCCGGUGGUGGUGACGGGGUUUGGCCCAUUUGGAGAACAUGCUGUUAACGCCAGCUGGAUUGCAGUUCAGCACCUUGGAGCCCUAGUCAUGGACCAGGAUCCUGUGGUGCUAGGCGCUGUACACACACAGGACCCACAGGAGUUUGCAAUCCAACUCUAAGACAAGAGACGACAGAUGGAUACAGACACGCUGGGAGUACAAAUAAAGAAUGAGUGAGCUGGAGAAGCUGGGCUUGGGAGAUGGUGUGGAUCUGUAUGUAUAUGAAAUCCCAGUUGAAUACCAAACAGUACAAAGACUAAUUCCCGCAUUGUGGAAAAAACACAGUCCACAAUUGGUGGUUCAUGUGGGUGUAUCAGGUAUGGCUACAACCGUAACAUUGGAAAAAUGUGGGCAUAACGUAGGAUACAAAGGCUUAGACAACUGCCGUUUCUGUCCAGGCUCUCAGUGUUGUGUAGAAGGUGGCCCAGAAUGCAUCGAUUCGAUUAUUGACAUGGAUGCAGUUUGCAGGAGAGUCUCAACCCUGGGACUUGAUGUCACGGUUACUAUAUCCAAGGAUGCUGGCAGAUAUCUCUGUGAUUUCACUUACUAUACUUCCUUAUACCAGAGCCAUGGCAGGUCUGCAUUUGUUCAUGUGCCUCCACUGGGAAAACCAUAUACUGCAGAACAGCUGGGCCGGGCACUACAGGCUAUCAUAGAAGAAAUGCUUGAUGUUUUGAAGCAUUCUGAAGGCAAAAUCAAUUGUCGCCAUGAACACUGAAGCUGGGCAAAACUCCUACCACUGUUGCACUUCCAAAAUCUUCCCCACUACUAAGUACUGGGGAAGCAGCCUGUCUGAAAUGUACAGAAAAAGAAUCAGAGACUACAGAAUGAAAGUUAAUUCCACUUCCAGCAACUCUGUGACCUUCUUUUCUUCCUGUGUGAAUUUCACCUUAAACAAGAAAGUAUUUCAAGUCUUUCUUUUAAACCACCUGCAACUACUUAUUUCCUGAAGUGGCUGAAAAAUGUGUGCUGUGUUUCCUACAGAGGAUCUCUGUAAAUCAAGUGACCGCUAUUGAGCAGUCUAAUACAGUGCAGAUGGAAAAGUUUACACCUGAAGUCAGAGUUCGUGUGCAGGGAAUUGAUAAUACCAACUUCUGAUUAAAGUCCUUAGUUUAAAAGAUUUGCUGAUUUUAAAAAAAAUUAAUAGGUUUUAAUGUAAAAUUAUAGCUAUAAGCAGUUGGCAUAGAAGAUUGUGGGCUUAUUUGGGUUUUAAACAGUUCUUGUUUGGGAUGGAGAGUCAUUUAUAAUUGUUUUAGAGGGGCACUGAAUAUUUUUUGCCAGUCCUAAAAUACCCGUGCAUUAGUGUGGACUCCUGUUAAGACUUUAAUAGUGCUGCAAACAGAAGGGGGUACAUGGUUUUUAUUUCUCAUGUUGGGGAGUACUUGAGACACCCAACCUACACCAAAUAUUUCUGAAAAAUGAUUUUUAUUGUGCUCUUAAUACCACCUUCCUUGCUCAGAUUAACCAUAUACCUCCUUUACGAAACACAUUGUUUCAUAUGUGUAUAAAAUAAAACUUAUAGCGGUUGGAAAAGCUUUGCUAGUGACCACUGUUUCCACAGGGGUCUCUUUUCCCAGAACCUCAAUGCUAGAGUUUACCCUGCCCCCGUACCUUAAAAACAACUCGGUACUCUUUUUCCUUCUUUUUUUAUUGUAAAUGUUUGUUCUGUUUCGGGAUUGGAGGAAGAAUAACAUUUAAGGACUUGUCCGCACAGUGCGGCAAAGCACUCUAGCGGCUUGUGCUCCAGCUGUCCCUUGAAGACCCUGCUGGUACGCUCUAACAGGUUCCUAGUGCGCGUUGACGGAAUCCUGCUUCAACACUGAAUUCAUACACAGCACGUUAAAGUGCUUUACAAAUCACACCUCUCUAGAGUGCUUUAGCGUGCCAUGUAGACAAGCCCUGAAUUAAAUAUUAAGUUAGAGUCUUGGCUUAUUAUAGACAUAAAUAUGCCAAAAUGUGAGUGAAAGGCAACCCCGCCCCACAGCUAGCAGGCAUUCAGCCUCACCCACUACCACCCCUGCUGCAGACCCAGAGUUGCAAUGAUCUUGUUUACUCUGUGCUGAGCUCGGUGUUGGUGCUUCUCCUGGGGCACCGGGAAGGAAUGACCAGAAGGUACCACGGCUUCCAUUAUUAUCUGUAUUGUCUCUGAGGCCCCCAUUGGGCUCCACUGGGCUAGGUGCUGUACACAUCCACACACUGGUUCCUGCUGCAAAGAGACUCCUGCAGCUCUGAUUUUCAGUCCUAUGCCUCAGUUCCCAGCCAAAGUAUCAGAACUCCUCUAGUGGCCUACAGCCAGGAGAAAAGCAAUCUGAUUCUCCACUGCCUUGCCUUUCUGGCCAUUAUCUACACCAGUGCAAACCAAUUCUGAUCCAUCUACACUAGGAAAAUCAGGACCCAGGGUUCUCUGCUGGGGUCACUCACCCCAGUGAUAGCAAACAUGCACUUUUCUGACUGGCCCGUUCUAGUCUCAAAACCAAGUGUAGGGGCCAUGAUGCAUCAGGGGCAAGUACAUGCCCCCAUUCUAGCUGCAGUCUCUUGGGCAGCAAAACUUUCCGCACGGGCGGUGUUGUGGGCCUGGUCCCAUUCUAUAAGUUUUUAAGAAAGCCCUUCUCAACAUGUAUAAACUGAACCUUGUGUUUUAAAAUUUCACUCCAAAGGGGCAUUUCUGGAUGGCCUCCAGGUGCCCUCUGUGUGGUGAGAUGAUCUCCUUCGUAACACUGAGGCUAGGUCUGACGUACUGCUUGCUCAGCAGACUUUCCAAAUGCAGCACUUGGAAAGACGGGUCUCGUGUUCUAGCCAAGAUUCAAAAAGGUCUUUGAACCAGUAGUGUGUGACCUUGACUCUAAAUUGUGAUGUAAGGGGAAGGUGCGUCAUGCCACAACAAAAGUAGCGGUUAAAUUGGCACUAGCUAGCAUGUCUUGUUAGGGAGCCAUUUAAAUAAGAACGUAUGUGACUAGUUCUAAUACUUUUACUAAAAUAGAUAUUAAACUACGUUUUGAAACCUGUUAGAAAUAUCUUUAACUGUUUUAAGUUCUCUAAUUAUGAAUGAUUCUACUAGAGUAUCUCUCAAUGAGAGCUGCCACUUCCCACCAGGAAGUCUAGCGACAAAGAGAAUACAUUUGAAUGCAUGAGAGCGGUUGGAGACUUCUGCAGUUUUGUUAAGGCAACUCUUUUGUUUGGGAAGCUAGUGCAUGGAGAUGUUCAGGUAUACUUUUGGGUUACUUAAGAUUGAUUUUCUGUGGAAAUAUCUCCCAUGUUUUCUUCACCGCUUUUCUGAUUGAUAGAACUUGCUUUAAAAUUCAAUGUACAGUCUCUCCUGUGCUCUAAAUGCAGAGUAGCACUUCUUUGUCCGGCUUUCAGCAGGCAGGUCAGAUCACAAUUUCCUGUUUAGUAAUUUAUUAUAUUUAAUAUUUUGUUUAAAUAUUGGUGAUUUUACUCAUUCUUGCAAAUAGUGGAGGUAAUGAUCUUGUAGCUUUCCCUUUCAUUGGUAAGCAGUUCUGAUCAUCAAAAUGCAUCUUAACUGCUGAACCUCUUCAAAAGAGAAGUGUGUGUGUGUGUGUGUGUGUGUAUAGCUAUAUUCCAUUAAAUAUAGCAGCUGACUUACAUAAUUUCUGAAACCAUUUAAUUUCCACUUUAAAAAGAUUCCUGGCUAUGAACAAAAUGGAAGCAGAGCUUCACAGCUGAGUGAGAUAGAAUGACCAUAGAGUUGAAAUUCCGCGGGAUGGUCUCAUAAAGGGCUGCAGAUCAACAACCACAUGUUCCUUGUAGUGUAUGGCCCCAGAAAGUCACAGGUGAGGCUGCCCCUAAACAGAGAAGCUAAAGCGCAGCUUGUCUGCAGAACUUUUUAUUGGUUCAUGUUGGCAGAUAUCUGCUUAUGUGGGCCACCUGUCUGCUGAACAUUCCUCCUAAUUCAGUAAGGGAAGUCUGUCUAGCAGCUCUGAUCCUCUGGAUCGUUGGCCAGUUUUACAUCUCAUUUUGGUCAACAUUUCCAGUUCUGAAUUGGACACUCUGUCAACAUCUUCCUGUUGAAUGUUCGUUGUAACUUUGAGUGCAGAUAGUCCUUAAGGAGUUUGCAGAUGGUCAGCCUCAGAGCCCCCUACUAGUGUUGAUACUGCACCAUGCUCCGUGGAAUCCACUCGAGCUUAGGAAUGGAUUAUACUGUAUAGAACUGUAGAAGGAGGAGCGUACAGUUCUGUGAACGGAGAAAGUAGGAGGGAAGUGUCGUCUUCAUUCAGGAUUCGUCUGCUCAGUCAGUGGAAUCUCCCCAGCCAGGCACCCUUUCAGAAGUGCAUUUUGGGUCCCUUCCCACAAUCCUCCUUUGAGGGGAAAAACUUCAUUGAUUUCUGAGAAUGGGAGCGUGGGAUGUGAGCUCUGAAUGUCAGUGUCAAAGUUCAUAUUUCUACUAAUAUGCUUCACUUUGUUGUGAGCAGUGUUUUUAAUUGUUUGCAUUUUCUCAGUCUGCUUUUGUAAAGCUUCAUGAGAUCGGUUUUAUUUGCUAGAAAAUAUAAUUUAUUUUAUCAUCUUUUGUUUUGAGAAUAAGUAGUUGAUCGCCUCUUUAAAGAGCUGGUGUCUCGUUUUAUUAGUGAACUUUUGUAUAGUGAUUUUUUUUAAUUGUGACAUUAAACUCAUUUUAUUUAAAUCUGACCUAAAUUAAAUACUUCUGGUUUUUUUUUUUUGCUGAUUUUUUUUUUUUAAUUUAAACUCAUUAACUCAUGUGUUCUCUAUUAUAGACCUAUUUUGUUUGGAAUUAUACCAUAAAAAUGGUCAAAAACUUUAGUUACUGUCUUGUGUAAUAUUUGCUGCCUGCUUCAUCCUCUGUUCAUUAAUAAAUAGAACUUUGCCUGGGAGACUCAUUGCCAGCUACAGAAUUUUUCAAACUAGCAAGUAAAUGUGGAAACCCAAAAAAUGAGUUAGUUAAAAUUAUGAUACCUAUAACUAGUACACCUUGUAAAAUAUGUGAAAUUCUAGUCAGUCAUUGCAGCACUGUCUGUAUUAGGGUGACCAGACAGCAAAUGUGAAAAAUUGGGAUGAGGGUGGGGGGUAAUAGGAACCUAUAUAAGAAAAAGACCCCAAAAUUGGGAUUGUCCCUAUAAAAUCAGGACAUAUGAUCACCCUAGACUGUGUUAACACUUUGCUGAGAAACUGGGUGAGAGAGCUUGGUGGAUUUUGUUUUAAUGAGAGAGAAGGUUUGUAGAAUGGGAGAGAGAACUAGGGAGAUUUUGUUAUGUUGGUCAAGGUGUCUUUAUGUCCUCACAGCUUGGGGGAGGUAAGGAGUUGGUGACAUACUUAUGGAUGAGACUCAGUUGUUUCAGUUAAUAAACACUAUGGAGGAUUUUUGAGAAACUCCAGAUGCGCUCAGACUGCUUCAGGGAUGGUGACCAUAGUGGCAGGAGAAAUUAAGCUUGAAUAAAAACGUGGUAAUAGCCAUUAUGAAUCAGGGAAGAGAAGUACUGCUGACUCUGAACUUGAAGGCUUCUCUGAAAAUAAGGACUUGGGAGCCACGGUGGGUGUACUAGUGAAGACCUGCCCAAGGCUCAGCAGCUAUUUGUGCUUGAGUGCAUUUGAAAAAAGGACCAUGAAAUACGAGGAAGAAAAUAUAUAUCUAUGGUUCACAUUUAUGUGGAGUAUUGUGCAGCAUUGGCUGCCUCCUCUGGAAAGAUUGAAAAAGGUAAUGAAGAUGGUUAGAGGUAUUGAGCAGGGUUGUGACGCGAGACUGCAAAGACUAGAAUUAUUUAGCCUGGAAAGAACAAUUUUACAAGGAGAGGACUUAGUUGAGGGUGUUCAAAAUUCUAAGACUUAGUGAAAUUAAAGGGAGCACAUUUACAAUGGGAAAAAAAUUAAUACCACUUUAUGCAGCUCAGUGUUUGCAAUUCAUUGCUGCUGGUAGGCCUGGCUCUGUGGCCAGUAUCACUGGUACUAUGUAAACUAAGAAUCCUAACCUUUAAACUGACUGCUUGCCAGCAUCGAGAAGGGAUUUGCAUGACCGUGUGUGGAGGGUUGUCACUCUUCCUCUGAAGCAUUGAUAUUGGCUGCUGCCAGGGUCUGAUAUAUGACAACUUCUCUGUAUCUACUUAGGAUUUGUACUGUAAGUGCUUGGCUUAUAAUAAGUCAAGUAGAGAACUAUAAAUUGUCCCAAAUGUAGCAUUUAGACUUAAGUGAUGUGGUGGUGUUUUUUUGUUGUUUGGUCUGCCCGAUCUUCCACACAGUGUUACCUCUUGGUGCCUCACUCACCUGGCAAAUAGUACCCCGGGCGCUGUCACACAGUGAAUCCAUGGUACCGCUGGGAUAAGAACCCAGGAGCUUCCAGGCCUGGGUUCCAGCUGAGAGCACAGCCUCCUAGUAUUUUUUUAAAUGAAAAGUUAAAAAAUAAAUUAAUCUCCUAAAUGUGAUAAAACACCAAUAAUCCUCCUACUAUCUGAAUGUGUAAUUCAGUGAAACGUUACAUGCAAACGUGUAUAUAUGAACUGUAAAAAGGAAUUGCAGUGCAAAGGGCUGGCUGGCCCCCAAGUGGGGAAAGGUUAUGUGGAAAAGAGCGAUUAAUCUGCCAGGUGACAGCCUUCUUUAAAAGAGGAACCAUCCCACGAAAUAAACUCCCAACCUGACUGUAUUCUGUCACCACCUGCCCAACGGUGGCCUGUGAAUUGGUUUUAAAUUGUAGCAUAAGUGUUUUUAAUCUUUCUAACCAUGCAUUUUUGUGCUACAGCAUUGAGCUCCGUUAAGCGUUAGUUGUGUUAAAAACCAACGGUCCGGGGACAACAGAAGGGAGAGUAACAGGCACGUUUGUGUAUUUUCAUACAUGGAGUUCAGUUUUAGGAAUCAUUCUGCAACAAGGAUGUUGUAGCUGAAUUCACAAUAGCUCUAAAUCCAUUUGUGUUUCUCGAAUGGGCUUCCAUAGAGCAGCUUCCCUCCAAGCGCCUUAGACCCUUUCACUUCUGGUUUGUAGAAAGCUGGUUUACAGUAAAAUACGGGGGCGGGGGGGUGAUAGGGCUUCCUUCAAUUUAGCUUAUUCUAGGUUUCGUUAUAGUUUCAAAACUUUAUUGAAAAGCUUGCAUAAAAUGCCCCUAAUUGCUCAUUGUUAUAUAUUGUAGAGUGUUGCAUUGCAUUUACCAGAAAUCCUACCUAAUAUUUUGCAGUGAAGAAAUGUCCUUUUUCCUUUCAAAACUAGUAUUUGCAGCUUGACAUAAAUAUCUGUCUUAUCGGUGUAAAAAUAAACAGCAGUGUCACUGCAGCUCCACAGCAGAAACAAAGCAAUAUUCAAAACAAUUAAACCCACAGGAUACUCUUGGGCUGUGUUGUUAAUCCCUCACCCUAUUGAAACAUGGAGACUACCUCUAUUUAAAUAAAUAUUUUAAAACAAAAUGAAAGGCACAAGGUGUCUUGCUGUAGACAAGAAUUAAAUAUGGGAAAUGAAAUAAAUUAUACACUGAGCUGAAGUUAAACCCUGGGCUGUUUAAAUACAGGCUCAGGUCUAGUAUUGCACCAGCUUAUUGAAAUACCUGUGUUAACUUUGAUUAAACAGGGAGUGCCUUUUCUUGGGCUUUGCUCCAUGGGAAUGCAGCCUGUUGGUGCAUGGGGAUAGAUGAGCCAUUUGCACGCGGGUUUGGAGGGAAGAAGCAAGAUUGGACUCCUGUAACUGGGAGAAACCAGUGACCACGUGUCAGUGUCCCCUUUAUCUGAGGGGACGUUCUAUAGAAGCUCUGCAUUGACCUGAUCUCCUAAGACCUUACCAGAACACAUCCAGGCCUAGUAAGGGAGAGCAGAGUACAUGCUACUAAGUGCACUUGCGUGCACACAGCGUUCUUACUGUUCACUGGGCUUCAGCAGACUGGCUGAAUUAUUGGUCAGAUUUCUUCAGAUCAUGUUCUCUUGUCCGGACGUCUCUUGUUUAUGCAUUUGCAGCAUCACUCAGCCUUUCAAGAUGGGCACUUUUGAACCUCCUCUGUUAAUUGUGAUCAGAUAAACAUUCUCCUUCCCCCUCUCCCCCCAAGUCUCUCAGGUGUGCUUAUCAGGACUAUUGGCGCUACAGUUAUACAUUUGUUGAGGCUUCUGUUUUUCUCAGUACUUUCUUGCAGUGCCUUGUAAAACCAAACAAUCCAGUGUGUCAUAAAAGGGCUGUGUUGUAAUGACCAAACAAUACCAUACUUUCAGCUUGCCAUUGCUAGACUGAACUCUGUAACUGGAAAUUUAAAACGGAUAUGUCAAAAGUAAAUAAAAUGAGUUAAUUCUU
Messenger RNA from Malaclemys terrapin pileata, 8288 nucleotides. RefSeq names its product pyroglutamyl-peptidase I (gene PGPEP1). The transcript is spliced from 6 exons. NCBI's taxonomy places the organism in Eukaryota, Metazoa, Chordata, Testudines, Emydidae. The record is from RefSeq and is a predicted model, not a curated record. Gene Ontology annotation, cellular component: cytosol. Gene Ontology annotation, molecular function: pyroglutamyl-peptidase activity. Gene Ontology annotation, biological process: proteolysis. The coding region runs from base 231 to 779 and encodes 182 amino acids.